This is a messenger RNA of Chara braunii, 1912 nucleotides long. NCBI's taxonomy places the organism in Eukaryota, Viridiplantae, Streptophyta, Charophyceae, Charales, Characeae. The record is from the annotation of a GenBank genome assembly.
GAGAAAGUGGUGAUGGCGGUGACAGAGAUAGGCAACAUGCAUGGAAGAGAGUCUCUAUGGCAUCAUCUGUAAGCGAGGCAGAAAGUGCUGAUGGAGACGAUGGCAAACUUCAACCAGGGACGCUGACGAAUGCAAUGCUUAGGAAGCACAGGAGAUGGAAACAGUGGAGCAAAGCGAAGGUAUCUUAUGGUCGCAGCCAGAUGAGUACUUAUGCAAGACAUGAAAUGUGGCUCAAUUCGCUCCCGCCUGGAUAUCUUGAGGAGUGUGUCAUGAUGGUUAGGGAGGCCAACAUGUGUGCAGAGAGUCUUGGUCUAUCGAUGCGAUACAAUCUGCAGCUGUUGAAAGAUGGUUUGUGGGUGAAAGUGAUGGAAAAGCCCACACCCGCAGACAAGAAGAGCAACGAAUUUUUACGCUUCAGGACAAGCUGGGAACGAAAGCAGCACCAGGCUAGACGAAGAGGGCUGUUGGCGUUUGGAGUGGAAGAUAAGACAAAUCAACCCGAUGAGUCUUUGCUCCUCAUGAAGCAGAGGCGACGGAUGUUGUCGUUGGAGAUAUUUAGUCAUACUCAUGUGCGACUGAAGAGACUGGCUAUGGAGUCAAAAUUUCGAGCCGUGAUGAUUGAUGAGUACGGUGCCGGCCCAAGGCUUCCUUACACACCACGGUGGACAAAGCGUAUGGUCGGCCUCAGAAGAUUCCACAGGGCUGGACAAGAGACAGUGACUAACUCCAUCACAGAUGUGGAGAAACUUCGCCGCCAGACCAAGCUAACAGGUCGUGCGGCAUGGUCAUUACCUACCACUCAUGCCGUGGAGGACAGUGCACCGCUGCCAAAGAAGGUCCAGAGGCAACAGAUCCGAAUGCGCCGGCUGACCCGUGGGCAGCCAAGCAUGAAGGGUGCUCGGACCACCCGAGCAUUACUUCAGGAAGAACUUGUGGACGAGGAGUCCCCAACUCCCGUAUAUGAUCCCCGUGACAUGAUAAGAAUUACACAUGAGCUGAUCAUUACCGGGAGUGUACCAGAUGAGCUCUUGGGCCUGGGCGCAAAAGCUACCACUGCGGAUAGCAAGGGUCCUAUUUCCCGUCUUGCUGCAAGCUGGGGUUUAGCGCCCAACGGUAAUCACAAAAGUGGGAAAGGGCAGGGACACCCCAAAAGUUCGCUCAGUAACAGCGAGAACAGUCCAGUCCCUUUUCCAGGGCGAAACAGUGGUUAUUAUUCUGUAAAUGAAACAUCAUCUGCUCUUCUCUCUCCACACAAUACCCCACGCCACAUCAGCAAGUCACAACUGGCUUCCGUUGAAGAUUCUCUUGUUCAGGCCUUUUCUGUACACACCAGAAUUGGAGAAGUGAAGCCGGACGUAGUAGAGGACUCAUUCCGCUGGAGGCUUCGGAAUAUUCACCCUCUUCAACCUGAAUCAGAUCAAGGCCACUCUCGCCGUUUUCGACAAUACCUGAGACAAGGUGGCUCAUUGAUAGGGUCGACGACAGCCGUCCAGAUGGCCACAACUUCCGCACUGAUUCCCCGCGUGAAGGAAGAAAAUGGACGCUCAAAUGCUGAGGAGACGAGAGCACAGAUAUCAGUGCGCAUGUGGCUCGAAGUUUCAUCUGGGAAAUGGACGAUGGGGUCGAAGACAGCCAUCCAGAUGGCCACAACUUCCGCACUGAUUCCCCGCGUGGAGGAAGAAAAUGGAUGCUCAAAUGAGGAGACGAGGGCACAAACAUCAGUGCGCAUGUGGCUCGAAGCAUCCUUUGGGAAACGGGGAGAUUCCAUGCUCAGAAAGUGUCAGUUAUGCGGAUCCCAGGGGCAUGACAUCCAUCCAUCCAUCCAUCCAUCCUAUGACUGACCAAGUUUCAAGCACGCCAGUCGCAGUAGUGAAGCAGGUCUCUCAGUGAGGAAUCAAAGGGAUCCCCUUCG